This is a messenger RNA of Triplophysa dalaica, 974 nucleotides long. It is a transcript of the gene jagn1a, whose product is annotated as jagunal homolog 1a. Gene Ontology annotation, cellular component: endoplasmic reticulum membrane. The record is from RefSeq and is a predicted model, not a curated record. Lineage: Eukaryota; Metazoa; Chordata; Actinopteri; Cypriniformes; Nemacheilidae. Bases 164 to 712 code for a protein of 182 amino acids. Gene Ontology annotation, biological process: endoplasmic reticulum organization; granulocyte colony-stimulating factor signaling pathway; vesicle-mediated transport. The transcript has 3 exons.
CAGUGCCGGUAAAUUUAUCCAGGAAGCCGGCUGGCAAGAUCCAUUCACAUUUUUUACGCUUCUUAUUUUCGAUACUGGACCACAUAAUACAUCUUUAUUUACAGUUUGAUACGCGUUCCAUAUCUAUGUAUGAGCGUUUGCAUUCAAUCAUCUAGAAAUUGCCAUGGCAUCACGUUCAGGCCCAAGAGCUGCAGGGACUAAUGGAAGUGACUAUAAACACAGAGAGAAAGCAUCAGACUAUCAGAUGAGUGCUUCACUAAAAUCAGAGAUAAAGAAGCUUGCCGUCAUCCAUGUCUUCGUAUGGUUGCUGGUGGCAGCUCAGGUAGCUGUCAGUCAUCUCGAUCUGGUCUCACACGACCUGGUGGCCUUGCCCUACCAGUGGGAGUAUCCAUACCUUUUGAGUCUUCUGCCUUCAUUGAUCGGAGCACUCGCCAUGCCAAAAAACAACAUCAGCUACCUGGUGAUCUCAAUGAUCAGUGCCGGUUUGUUCUCAGUGGCACCCUUGAUUUUUGGUGCAAUGGAAAUGUUUCCACUGGCCAAACAGCUAUACAGGCAUGGCAAAGCCUAUCGCUUUAUCUUUGGCUUCUCGGCUGUUUCUGUGAUGUAUCUGCUAAUGAUAAUCGCUAUUCAGAUACACGCGUGGCAAAUCUACUACAGCAAGAAGCUACUGGAUGCGUGGUUUAUUUCAACACAAGAGAAGAAGAAGAAAUAAACAUGUUAUUGAGGAGGACUUGCUUUACAUAUCAGCUUCUCUAAUUCUGCCUCAGUUUAUACUGUACAUUGCAUGAGAAUAUUUACAAGUUAAAUAUAUUAGUUAUUCAACAAAGCAUACCUUAAUGUUCAUAUUUACUUCUACACGUUUAAAUUAUCUUGCCCCUUAAAUAUUGUUUUUUUACACAUAUUAUUAAUAUUUAAAUUAUUUAAUUUUGUUUAAAUUAACAAUUGUUUCUUCUGGAGGUCGAAUCCACCAUACA